AUGCUGCUGGAGGGAGGGGGCAAAGUAGAAAUGUUGCUGCCCUUGGAGCCUGGGACAAAACUUGCCCUGCAAGUGAGGGAGGGGCCGGGGGUGCAAGGACACCUAGAAGCAUCCAGGAGGAGAGGACAGAACACACCGUGGGCCUUCCUCUCUUUCAGCUUUUUAAUUGUCCUCUCUCCUCACACAGAUUAUUGUGUCUCCUAUGAAAUGUACAAGUGGCAGUGGCAUGGGCAUGGCCUGGCUACAUAG
Molecule: messenger RNA, 249 nt
Organism: Orycteropus afer afer
Lineage: Eukaryota; Metazoa; Chordata; Mammalia; Tubulidentata; Orycteropodidae
Source: RefSeq, a predicted model, not a curated record